AGGUAUUCAGUACUACACCAUGACCUGGAUUAACACUUUCGGUAAAGUUUUCCCACUUUAAAUUGUUAGGCUUUCAAAAAAUUGAGUUCAAGUUGAAAUAAAUCGAAGAAAAUUGAAUCCCGCCAAUCCACUGUUUAAGUAAUAAUCAGUAACUACAAAUCGACAAAAAUGGCACAUCGUUAAAAUGUUGUUGAAGAUGUAAUAGCCUCGUGUUGGAGGAUCUUAAAGAAAACUAAAGGAAGUGUAAUGCACAUCAUCACCUCAGAUUCAGUUAGCUAGCUGCAAAAUAUCUGCUGUAACCUGUGAGCAGUAUAGAAGUUGGCGGUGUUGAUACAGUUAACUAAACAGUGCAGACCCGCCAUCUGGGCGAGCUAUUAUAUCAGCCCAACAUUGAGUGAACGCCACAUGUGUGUCUGUUGAAGUACAAUCAACAAUAGCAGGUGUUCACAUUGAAUUGAAUGUCAACACAAAAACCCCACGAUGCUAAUACGUUUCAUGUUAAUGAAGACAAAAGUGACCAAACGAGACGAGUUCGUCGUGACGACAAGUUUCCCGCCUGUGGAGGUCAUUACGGCAUUGACCUGCUGGGUUGGACCGAUUCAAACUUUCGCUUAUUCAAAACCAAAGAAUCAAUGGGGAAUCCCCUUUGGUGUUGACGCUGACGUUUAUUACGGCCGUCGCUUAAUUAUAUCACUUACCCUUUAUUUAAAACAAAAUAUUUUGCCGAUUAUUAUUUGCUGUUUGAAUUUGAAUAAAAGCCAAAGUGCUAUUCAAGGACAGCAGUGCUAAGUGUUUCUAAAAAUCGACAACCAAAUGUAAAUUUCAAUGUUUCACGAUUUCAAAUUCGCAAGUACUUGACGACAAUGGCACCCAUUUACAUACAAUUUUAGAAAUUUGCUCUAAAAUUUGCAAUUGAAACUGGUUCGUAUUCGCAACGAGCGGGCCCAGCCUUGUUGUUGUUGUGUGACAGUCAACACCCAAAACGAAAAAUUGGGUCAAACCAAAGUGACGGCCUUUCACUGAGCGAUUAGAUAGUUAUACAUCGGAGUACUGGCGAGUAUAAAAAGCUCAGUGAUUGUCCAUUCAAAGUAUCAUUCGUAGAACCAAUCAAUCGAAUCAACAUGAAGCUGUUUAUCGUUGCUGCUCUCCUGGCCGUUGCUGUCGCCGCUCCUUCCGGCUACCCAUCCAACUACAAAGAUUCCAGUUACAUGACGUCUCCCAGCUACGGUUCUUCCGGCUACAACAAGGACAGCAGAUAUGGCGGAAUUACCAUCACCAGCCAACACGACGUCCGCAAUCUCGACGGAAGCAGCAAAUGGGGCUACUCUGGAUCGGACUACACGACCCGUGAGGAAUCGCAGGUGCAGAAGAAGAUGCAAGGCGUCGCCUACGAUUCUUAUGGCAAAAUCACUUACGACGACGUUUAUGGCAACACCAACGCUGGAUCCUCUUACUGGGUCUCACCCGAAGGCGAGAAAUUCACUCUGACCUGGACCGCCGAUGAAAACGGAUUCCGGCCAAAGGGCGACCACUUGCCCGUCGCUCCCGUCCACGUCUACGAGCUCCCGGUUGCUCCCGUUCACGAAUACGAACUCCCAGUUGCCCCUGCCCUCCCUUACCACCGCACCGGUGCAGGCAGCUACAACACCUACAAUAUUUAAAUUAUAAAUGACGUCGCGUGUGUUAUCUUGAGCUGUACCAUCUGACUGUACCAUGACGAAGUUUGAUUAAAUUAAUAAAGUACAUUC
Messenger RNA from Daphnia pulex (common water flea), 1748 nucleotides. Its product is annotated as cuticle protein CP14.6-like. The coding region runs from base 1122 to 1661 and encodes 179 amino acids. Gene Ontology annotation, molecular function: structural constituent of chitin-based larval cuticle. Lineage: Eukaryota; Metazoa; Arthropoda; Branchiopoda; Diplostraca; Daphniidae. The record is from RefSeq and is a predicted model, not a curated record. Gene Ontology annotation, cellular component: chitin-based extracellular matrix. The transcript has 6 exons.